UUCAGGGAGUCGGGGAACCCUUUUGUGGAGCAAGCAGUGCAGUACUCUGUGGCAGCUGCAUAUGCUACAUCUGACAAGGACAGGAAGGAAGUGUUACAAAAACUACUACUGCAAGGUCUUGAUAUCACCAUUUUAGGUAGCAAUGAAUUUUAUUCAUAUCGGAAUCAGAUUAAAGCACGUGAACUCCCUUUGUUGCCUGAAUUAUUGGCUGCUCUUCCUCCUUUUGCAUCAAUUACUUUCACUUCUGGGGAAUCCAGCGGAGAAAAUAGCAUGCCAGAAGUUGCAAAAACUGGAUUGCGUUCAUUUUCUGCUAUGACAUCUUCGGUGGUUGCUGCUUUGCUUCAUUACCUGGGAGUUGUUGAUCUUGCUCACGUGAAGGGCACUGCAGAUCUGGAUGUGGUGCAUAUUAUAGCUCAAACUGCUCAUUGCAUUGCACAGGGGAAAGUUGGCAGUGGAUUUGAUGUUAGCUAUGCAGUUUAUGGUAGCCAUCGUUAUGUCCGUUUUUCACCAGAAGUAAUCUCUUCUGCUCAGGUUGCCAUAAAAGGUGCUCCCCUGGGAGAAGUGGUUAUCGAAAUUUUAAAAGGAAAAUGGGACCAUGAGAGAACAAAGCUGUCCUUGCCACCAUUAAUGAAUCUUUUACUUGGAGAACCAGGAACUGGAGGAUCAUCUACACCAUCAAUGGUAGGUGCUGUUAAAAAAUGGCAGAAGUCUAACCCCGAAAAAUCACAGGAAACAUGGACAAAGUUGUUAGAGGCUAAUUCUGCACUUGAAACACAGUUAAAUACAUUAUGUAAAUUAGCAGAAGAACACUGAGAUGAAUAUAAGAAACUAAUUAACAGCUGCGGCUCACUUAAACCUGAAAAGGUAUGAAUCGAGCUGCUCUUUUUUCUUUUCUUUUCUUGUCUUUUUUUUUUUUGAAACAGAACUGAAAAUAUUGAUAGAAAUCAAUUUUAUAGCUGAAAUUCCCACUGGCUGAAACUUUUCUGGGGAAAUUAUAUUUGAGCAAAAAAAUUUACAUUUUCAUCUUGGUUGGUUCCAUUAACCUGAAAAAAGAAUUAAAAAACAGACAAACUUUGUCUUCAAUGGUAACCAAGUAUAGCUUUUAUGAAAUAUAUAGCGCUUCUUGUUUAUUCACAUUUGGAAACAAAUCUGUCCUGAGAAUGCUUGACGCAAUUUUUGACAAUUUAAAGGUUGUUAAAAAGUAAACAUAUAUGAGUCAGAAUGUUUUAAUUCUGAAGUUCAACACCUUGAGUUUUAAAAAGAAAUAUUGCUGCUGGUACCUCCACCAAUUUUCUUUUGUUUCACUUAUUACAGUUAUUUUCUAACCUAAUGAGAAAUAGUUUAUCUCCACAAUCAUGAUUUUUGGUUUAUAAGGCUCGAAAAGAAAAUUUGUAGAUUUCUUUUUAAUUUUUUGUAUUUUUUUUUCUUUUCAAAUAGAGAUGCUACUUUCAAGUAUCGGUAACCAUAUGUUGUGGUGAAGAGUACUGAAUUCUCAAAUAUUGAUUGGUUUUUGUGGUGGGCGUCACUUAAAAUUUUGCCGUGAAAAUAUAGUAACAUUAACUCUAAUGUAAAUUACAUACAUAAAAGCUCUCUGAUAUAUACAAUUUCAGUGUAUAUACAUAUAUUUUGCAUUUAGGUUUCAUUAAUAAAAUGCAAAUCACGUUUGUGAAGAGAUAAUAUUGUGCCCACCGGGUAUGUUAAAAUGGUCAUCUGAAUGCAACAUUCUCCAUUUGUUUUUUUUUUUAAAAAGAAAAAGAAAAGUAAAUUAACAACAUUAUGAUUUAAGUAGUGUUAUACAGUGCUACAUUUGUAUUUUGCCAGUUCAUUUGGAUGUGUGUUU
Messenger RNA from Humulus lupulus (European hop), 1840 nucleotides. Its product is annotated as phosphomevalonate kinase, peroxisomal-like. Gene Ontology annotation, molecular function: phosphomevalonate kinase activity. Lineage: Eukaryota; Viridiplantae; Streptophyta; Magnoliopsida; Rosales; Cannabaceae. Gene Ontology annotation, cellular component: peroxisome. The annotation marks the transcript as partial. The transcript has 5 exons. The record is from RefSeq and is a predicted model, not a curated record. Gene Ontology annotation, biological process: isopentenyl diphosphate biosynthetic process, mevalonate pathway.